Molecule: messenger RNA, 711 nt
Organism: Aspergillus niger
Lineage: Eukaryota; Fungi; Ascomycota; Eurotiomycetes; Eurotiales; Aspergillaceae
Exons: 5
Coding region: 1-711 (236 amino acids)
Source: RefSeq, a predicted model, not a curated record
AUGUCGCCGGCUCGUCGCGCCCUUAUUGCUAUCACCUCCGCUCACGCCCCCCUCUAUCCGGAAGGCAAGGAGACUGGUCUCUUUAUUACUGAAGCCCUGCAUCCCUUCGAGGUCUUCCGUAAAGCCGGUUUCGAGGUUGACCUGGUUUCCGAAACAGGAACCUACCAGCCCGAUUGGCUCUCACAGCGGAAGGAUUGGCUAAACGAUAAAGACCGCGCCGUGUGGGAGGACCACUCGAGUGAAUUCCGCUCCAAGCUUGACAACCUGCUGAAGCCGAGCGAUAUUGAUCCAGAAAAGAUCAUAGUAUGGACUCUUCUUUGCUUCGGCUGGACAUGCGUCUUUGAUCGACUACCCGGACGCCAAGGGUCUGCAAGCAAUCGCUUCCAAAAUCUUUACCUCGGGCGCUGUCACGGCGGCGCCAUCUUCCCCGGCGUUAUAGAUCCUAGUACCAACAAGUCUAUCAUCGAUUCUCGCAGAGUGACGGGCUUCACCACUCGCGGCGAAGAAGAGGAAAACGUACUCGACACCAUCAAGAGCUGGAAUAGGCCGACUAUUGAGGCUUCCGCAGCCAGUUGUGGGGCCACUUAUGUCUCUCCCCCGGGACCAUGGGACGCAUUUACCAUUACAGAUGGGCGCGUCGUGACAGGUGCCAACCCUGCUAGUGCCCAUGUCACUGCCGAAGCCGCCGUGACCGCCUUCGACAAGCUCUAA